AUACACCAGUGUUUUGCCGGCUGUGAUGAAAUAUUGUUAAUUUCAUAUUCCGUUGUCCAAGCUGUCGAAAUCUCUCAAAAUAUUUCGGGGCUGAAAGAAGAAAUUUUAUUGUUGCUUCUAUAUUUUUCGGGAUCUGGAAUACAUCUAUUGUAUUUGAUAAUUCUGCAUUGCACUCCCAGUGGGGGAAUUAAGUGUGUGUCUAUUUUAUAUGAGAAGUCGUGUGUUGGAUCUCAGUGUCUUACAUGUGUUAGUGUUGGUGAUCACACUGUCCUGUCCUACUGGAGGUGCACGCCUGGCAUCUCCCUCUUCCAAUUAGUGAAGCCUUAAUUUGAGCCAACCUAAACACUAGGAUGUGGGACUAUGUGAUUAGUAGCGGGAUGGCGAACAGCAAGAAGCAGGGCAAGAAGUCCAAACUGAAGAAUUUCAAGGCUGACAUAGUAUUUGGAUCAGGAGACUCCAAUAUAAGUCAGCCUUCCUCCGACAUUUCUCUAGACGAGGAACGAGAAGCCCUGCGGCGGGAGACGGUGCGGCAGGCAUUGGAUCAGCUGCAAAAGGCACGGUCCAAACCAGUGGCCUUUGCAGUUCGUACCAAUGUGGCUUACGAGGGUUCACAGGACAUGGAGUGCCCAGCCCAUGGGCAUGCAGUGUCUUUCGGUGUCAAAGAUUUUCUCCACAUAAAAGAGAAAUUCAACAAUGAGUGGUGGAUAGGAAGACAGGUGUUGGAAGGCUGUGAUGUGGGUUUUAUACCCAGCCCUGCCAAGCUGGAAAACCUCAAGGUCCAGCCCAGUAGUAGUGGAGGUCGGCCCACCAAGGUCUACUCCAAUAAAACACCCUCAUCUUCCAAUAUAGAGAGCCUGUUGGGAACAGGCGGGACAGGUACAAACCCUUCGUCUAAUUCUCGUGGUUCCACACCUCCCACACCAGAUGUGGAAAAUGGUAUUGAGAGUACAAUGGGUGAGGACAGCGACAGCGUUGGCAACUCCAAGAUGGGCAAGAGUAGCGUCACACCUCCCUCGAAGGAAAAGAAAAAACCUUUCUUUAAGAAGUCUGAGAGUAUCCCGCCCUAUGAAGUAGUGCCUUCCAUGAGACCCGUGGUGUUGAUAGGGCCCUCACUAAAAGGUUAUGAAGUAACAGACAUGAUGCAGAAAGCCCUGUUUGACUUCCUCAAGCACCGGUUUGAAGGAAGGAUUAUAAUCACACAGGUAGCAGCAGAUAUAUCUCUAGCUAAGCGCCAUCCCUAUAACAAGCCUGGUAACCGGAUGCUUUCACCAAAAACCCCUGGGAUAGGUGAGGUGCAGUUUCAAAUAGAGCGGAUAUUUGACCUGGCGCGGUCACAUCAAUUGGUUGUGCUGGACUGUGACACUAUAAACCAUCCCUCUCAACUCACCAAGACAUCUCUAGCUCCUGUUAUUGUUUAUGUCAAAAUUGCAUCACCAAAGGUACUACAGCGAUUAAUCAAAUCCCGUGGGAAAUCCCAGAGCCGGAAUAUGAAUGUUCAGCUUGUGGCAGCAGAUAAACUAAACCAAUGUAGUCAGGAUAUGUUUGAUGUUGUGCUGGAUGAGAACCAGUUAGAAGAUGCCUGUGAACACCUAGCCGAGUUCCUGGAGGGAUACUGGCGUGCCACACAUCCUCCUAACAACACGCCACAGUCACCACGGCAACAGGGCCCUCCUUCACCCAACCCAUUGUCGCGUCACAACACACUGCCGGCUCACAUGUCUUCUAACAGAGCACACGGUAUGGACCGCAGGGAUUCACCAGACCGCCACCCGCGUGGAAGUCACCAUGAUUCUUAUGAUCAUGGAGGAGGGCGUGAUAGACAUUCUCAUGAUCAUGAUGUCAGCCCAUCACACGACAAACUUCAUCAUGAUCAUGAUCACAGAUCUGCUGACUAUGAUCGAGAUAGUGGUUAUGAAAAGGCUGAUAGGAGAAGGGACUAUGUUGGUCACAGUGAACCACGUGGUCAUAGUUAUGAUCACCGACGGGCAGAUCAUGGGUCCCGCCCAUACGGUCGGGAACGCGACACAAUAGACAGUAAAUACGGAACCUCUCCCAGAAACUCCAAUUAUCAACAACAAAUGAAACAAGCCAGUAUUGACAUCUAGUACACACAGGGGUAGAGUGCUGUCAAAAGUGGCAGGCUCCAACCACUUGGAUACUAACAAAUUGUGUUUCUUCUGUUUGACAUCCCAGUAUGUAGUAUAAAUAUUGAGUGAUAAAUCUAUCAAUGAUAAAAUUGUUUAAUGAGUGCAACUUAUGAUAAUGAUGAUGUUGACCAUGACCUGCAACCUUUGACCCCACACAACCUUUUUUCAGUUGAGAAUUUUUGGUCUUGUUUUCUAAUGUUGUGCAGACAUUGGUUAAUUCUAUAGUGUUAUAGGUGGUGAGGAGGGAGUGCAAGUGUGGUGAUAUUCGUCAUCUGCUGUGUGUCCGCGAAAAAGAAUAAUUUAAUGUUUUGUUACUAUGGUGACGGUUCGCUAAGGAUUGUAAAGGUGAAAGGUGAUAAGACAUGGCAUUUGAUACUUAGCAACCAAAGUUUGUUACUUAGCAACCAGUUUGCCACUUAGCAACAUCAUGGCCCAAUCUAACAUUGGAAAGCCUCCACUAAUUAAAGACCAAGGCAGGAACAUCCUGAGGCUUCAGGAUUUGAAACUUGGAUCUUAAUCUUUUCAGUGUCAUUGAUAGAGUUGUCUCCCUUAAUUGUGUAUAUGAUGGUAGUUACGCUGAUGCCAUUUUACUGCUGACUUUGUGUUUGGUAGCAGGUUACAUCACCUAGUUGAAGCUAGAAAAUGUUACUUAUAAUGUCUUCAAAGCAAAAUAUGUUAGACCUAUUUUCACUAAGGCUGAGACAAAAUAUUUCACCUAGGCUAAUACAGGAUAUGUCGAAUGUGAAAAGUGUUAAUUAAGAGAAAAGAAUGGUUAUCAUUCCACCAAGCACUGAAACUGUCAUUUUUGAAUGACAUUUCCCUCUUUGUGCCAGUGACAUGUUUCAGUCCAUCUUUUCUUUGUGAUGACACAACUUCCUUUGUUAAAGUUAACAAGGUACAUGACUGGAAUAUCCAUUAACAAGAUUUCUAAACCAUGUGCCAAGUGAGUAGCCUGGUGUGAUCCUGUGCCAUUUCCUAUACAAACCUUUGUACAUCUGGAGACAACUCUGUCAGUUAAAAAUUGGUUUAUGAUUAAGUCUUGUUUAAAUCGAGUAAGUUACCUGCUUUUGUACGGUGGGGGAUUCCACUUCAUUGUAGGGGAGCAGAUAUCAGUCUUUUACCCUACUUAAGUCUGUUCCCAUGUUGAUUGUGAAUGCAGGUGUGAUGAAGCCUUAUAUCCCAGCAUAUUAUCAUUCCUAACCUUAGCUUACUGUACCAUAUGGAUAGAUCUUGAAUUUUGAGCAAUAUUUGUUAAUCUUCACCUAUUGGGUCUGACUGAACAUGUGUGUCAGCUGUGUGAUUGUCCAAUAUGAUUGGUCAAAUGCGACAUUUGACCUCUGUUGUGAAAUGGCUUAGCCAUUGUGUUAUUGCUCAACACGUUAUGUUCCUAACACCCUCUACAGUUGUUUGAGUUUGUAACCUGUGUACACUUUCUGGCCCUGUGCAUGCUGACAUUGAAUUGCUUGUACUAACUGACAACACCUGUCUCUCUAUAUAAUUGGUGACUGCAGAAUAAUUUGAUACCCACUGACCUCUGACCCUGCGUGUCUUAUGGGAUUGAAAAUAUUGAUCCUCUUGUAGUGUCUCACAUUCUCCCUGUAACAAAAUCAUCCACAGUUAUCAAAAGUCUUACACAGGGUUUGAAUAGUUGGUCUCCAAAGUGUUUGACACCACAGAUUCAUGUCUCCAAAAUUUUCAACCCAGUAAAGUCAUGGAUGAACUGAAUAUUCUGUCUCCAAAUUGUGCAAUGGUCUCAAAGUAUCAUCUGAUGAGAGCAGAUAACCUGUCAGUUGUUAUAUGGUGUACACUUGACAAAUAUCCCCACCAUCACGUAUAUGUAUUAGCAAUACUUUGUACAGAUAUGUCAGGUGUAGAAUGGACUGGAUUUUAAACACCUUUAGCAGGAUGGAAGUGCAAAAAUACAGAAUAUUUACAACAUCUACUCUCACACUUUAAUGUCGGCAUCUGAAAGCAUUAUUUUCACUUGGGGUAUUUAUGGAAUGUAGAAGAUAUUAUAAUAGAUGAUAUAAUGUUUUAUACCAAUGAAACAUCUCUCAUAUAGAUAACUAAGAUGCCCGCUGUACAGUGUUUCUACCAUGGUUUAUGUGCCUCUCAUAGCAAGACUCAUUUCUAUAUUCUAGACCAUCACACAUUCAUCUUUAUCCCUCUUAACCUUUUCUUUUUAAAAAGAAUUUCUUCAUUUUGAUGUUAAUACCAUCAUUGAACAAGCCGCCUCCACGCCACAUUGUUAGAACAUGGCUUGUUCUUCUGCCACUUCUAUUGUCUAGUCACUUGGUAGAAAAUUUGUCAAAAGUCCACGGUCAAAAUAAACAAUUGUGUCUAAUGAAAUUCCAAGUAUUGUCCAAAAGACAGACCAGGAAUUGAUUGAUAAAAGAAAUAACAAUAGACAGAUGUUUAUUUUUUCCACAACUUUGCUUUAUGAAUACAGAUUGUAAAUACUGUGAAAAAAGUGCAUUUGUGGAAUGUGGAUACAUAUAGUUGGUGUAACCCUGUCAUCCCCUUUCACCAAAGUAGACUAGCUUUGGGAAAUCCUAUUAUUGUUUGGUAGGGAUGAAGGGGUCACAACCAUUAUAUUUGACUUUUUUUUUUUUUUUUUAAGAUUUACACAUCCUUCAUUUCACACAGAAAGAAAACUGUUCCCAAGCUCCUUUUUUUCCUUAACAAAAUCUAAUCAUGUUCCAGAUUUUUUUUCCAAGUUUGUAUACUAAAUGAGAAAAUCAAAAAAAAUAAGUCACAUGUUUGCUCUAGUGGGAUUAAAAUAUUGAUUCCAUGUUAUUUUAGUGUGACAUAGACCUUUCUAUAUAUUCACAGUUCUUAUCACCAAUCAACACAUUUCCAUUCUUUGUAGCCUAGCAACCACUUUUAUCUAUGGAAUGUGUCUUCCAUUACAAUUUAACUGAAUAUGUGGGCAGCCAUUUUAAUUAAUGGGGUAGAGGCUGCGAUCUCUAGGAAUCUAUACAAUCUAGUGAUACAGCAAUUUUCACAUCGUAAAAUGGUUGACAUAUCAUUGUCCUAUUUACAUGAAUGUUCAGCCAUUUUGUUACUUUUGAGUAAAAAAAAUCGUAAUCAAUGUAUACAGGAUUCAUACCAUGUGUUCAUGGCCAAAUGAAUAUGUAAACAGGACCUUUGACCCAGGGCCCACAAAGUCUAGUCAACCUCGGGAAAGAAGGAAUUGAACCUUACACCUCUUAGGGAUAGAAAUACAGGUCCAAAGGCAACUCAUAAUGUUUCAAAACAUAGUGGGGAAAAGAUAUAUUUACACCAGAUAAGAAAUAUUUCACAUUUUUUGUGAAUUGGAAAUUAAUAUUUUUUCAACGACAGCUUUGUUUCUGAUGAUCAGGAAUGGAAUGAUUAUUUCUAAGACUACCAUCGUAGUUUGUUGACAGAAUUACUUACUAUUGUUGCAACACCAAAAUAUUUCAACUCACUGCAGUCAAAGGGAAGUAACUCAAAUUUGUAACAGUUACACUGAAGAGAGACUGUGGGUCUGAAAAAUGAGUAGAUUUUUUUGAAGGUUAAGCUUUAGGUUUACAUAGGUAUUUACUUUUUCCUGUCUCCUGGAUAUUCUCCACUCACUUUCAUUUUCAAUAUAUAUUACAUGGAGUGAUUUUAGAGCAUAAAAAAAUUGAUGUAUUUUGAUCAGUUGACGUUUUUGAUAAUUCAAUAGCAAAAAAAUAAUUAGGUCAUUUAAUCCAAUUUCAAGCUAGUAUUUUGCAAUGAAAUUUAAAAUAAAUCAAUUUCAAAUAUUUAUAGAUAUAUGUCCCCAAAAAUUCUAUUACUCAUAUUGAUGGAUCACUUCCCCACUUAUUAGUUUAUAAUCAAAUCUGUCUUGAAUCUGUAAGUGUUAAGAUCUAAAUAUCUUUAUGGAUGAUAUAAAACUCGGGACAAGCUAUUUUUGAAAGCACAUAUUUUGUGAGAAGACAAUAUAUAUCUUUUAAAUACUUUUAAGAAAUCAUUUUGUUUUAUAGCUACAUGAAGUGAAUAAGUUUAAAAAAAAAAAAAAAAAAACCAGUCUGUUUGGUUUGAUAUGGUUUUCCUUUACAGGUGCAAAUUAUCCUGUGAAGGACAGAGUGUACUGAUUUAAGGGUAUUAAGUGGAUAUCAUUUUGUUACCUUGAUUAGCUGUGGCUGGCCAUAAGCUGUGAUCUUCUGUAAUAGGUUUAGUUAAUAUAUGUCAUGUGCACUAUAAUAGUGAUUUUAUCAUAUUUUUCUUUCUCAAAGUAAAUGUGUUGGGAGAGUCUCAUAUUUUAUACGGAUGUUAUGUUGCAGUGAUCUUAUUUUAGUAACCAAUUCAUGUAUACCACGUUUACAAUAGAAUUUUUAUGUAUCAAUGUAUUGAAUUGGGUUAGAGCUAAAAUCUCAAAAUCAUUGUUUUUUGGUAAAACAUGUAAAUGAAAUAUCAGGUCCACUUUAAGGUGCAAUAUGAAAAGCACUCAUUAAUGAAGUAUGUUGGACUUGCUGACAGUGUCUAGAACUGUUCACUUGACAUAUUGAUGAAAACACAAUGCUGGCCGUAUGUCUGUCAGUUGGACCUUACGAUGAACACAAGCUGUCAGCCAGAUGUCCACACAAUGCUGGCCAUGUCUGUCAGUUGGACCUUAUGAUGGAUACAAGAUGUCCACACAAGGCUGGCCAUAUGUCUGUUAGUUGGACCUUAUGAUGAACACAAGAUGUCAGCUAGAUGUCCACACAAUGCUGGCCAUGUCUGUCAGUUGGACCUUAUGAUGGAUACAAGAUGUCCACACAAGGCUGGCCAUAUGUCUGUUAGUUGGACCUUAUGAUGAACACAAGAUGUCAGCUAGAUGUCCACACAAGGCUGGCCAUAUGUCUGUCAGUUGGACCUUAUGAUGAACACAAGAUGUCAGCUAGAUGUCCACACAAUGCUGGCCAUGUCUGUCAGUUGGACCUUAUGAUGGAUACAAGAUGUCCACACAAUGCUGGCCAUAUGUCUGUCAGUUGGACCUUAUGAUGAACACAAGAUGUCAGCUAGAUGUCCACACAAGGCUGGCCAUAUGUCUGUCAGUUGGACCUUAUGAUGGAUACAAGAUGUCAUCCAGAUGUCCACACAAUGCUGGCCAUAUAUCUGUCAGUUGGACCUUAUGAUGGAUACAAGAUGUCAUCCAGAUGUCCACACAAUGCUGGCCAUAUAUCUGUCAGUUGGACCUUAUGAUGAACACAAGAUAUCAGCCAGAUGUCCAGCAGGUUGACAUGCUGAUGAACACAAAAUGUUGAUCAUGUGUGUAUUGAAGAGGUAGGGUCAGGAAGGUGUUGAUCAAAAUGACAGUCCCGGGGUAUGUCAGAUUGAUACUGGGAGAGGCGUCAAGUAUCUGAAGUGGCUUUUUUUUUUUUUACAAGAAACAUACAUUUACUACUACUUCUGAAUUUAAAAGCAUAUAAAGUUUUAUCAAUUUUUUAACAAAGUUACUGAUUUUUGAAAGAUUUGAUCUGAUUUCAUCUAUAUUUAUUCAAUCUUAUAUCUCUCCCUUUCAUCCCACCUGGUUCAAACAUCAAUGCAAGUCAUUGUGUUAGAAGCAACAAGAAACGAUGCUCUUGUUAUGUCCUUUGAUGAGGUUAGGAGCACAUGAUCGGCUGAUAAAUUUCCAUUUUGCUCAUGAUUAUUGAUUACUGUAAACGUGGAUCUUCCAUAAUAUCCUCAAAAGGGGAUAUUUGGUUGUUGUGGUUACAUGUAUGCAGAAUCUCUUGUGCUGUGUUCCAAGAAACAGAAUCUCAUACACUUUGUUUCAUCACACCUCUUUACUCGUGUCAAAUACAAAUUUGGCACACUUUUUACACAAUUCAUUCACCUUUUUGAGAUUUAUUAUACUAGUUUAAUGGGAAGAGGAUAAACCUAUUUAUUAUUAUGACAUUUAUUUGAGAUUUUUAUGUUACAAUAUUGAACACUUUCUGUGUGUUGACAUAAGGACAAGAUAUGUGAUUAAAUAUGAUAAUAAAUCUGUUAGUCUUUCGCAAAUGGUAUUUAGCUAUACACUUGAUGGUGAGAACCUAAAAAGUUAGCACCCAUUGAUCAACUCUUGCUGUGAAUAUUUGUUUCUGUUAUUUAAUUCUGCAUGUUAAUCAUCUUGUCGAUAAGUUAUACUAAGUUAUGAAUGAGAUGUGAUUGUACAUGCACGCGUAAAAGACUUGUACCAUUAUAUGUUACUAAAUGUUGGAGGAGGAGAAUAUGUGUCCUCCAAAAUUUUUUUUUUAUUUUAUCAAAAUCUGAAAUUUUAUUGGCAUUUACACGUUUUAUUUCAAAGAUAUGAUUAAUGAUUAAGAAUUAGAUUAUUUUGUUGAAUAGAAUAAGAAAAUUUAGUGAUAAUAAAUUUGGUUGAUUUUGUACAAAUUUGUUAAAUUUCAAAAUUUUACAGAUUACUGUUGAUGUCAAUCACAUCUUCUUGCUGAUAUCAACUACAAAGAUUUUGGUUGUGUGUAAAUAUAAGUAUAUACAGAUUUGGCUCUACUUUUAGUGUUGGAGUCAUGUAAGAUCUCUCUUGACAUCAGUCAGACAUUUGGAGAGUUUGGUCUUUUAGGCAAUUCUCCCACAGCUGGUAUGUUUAGUCUACAUACAAGAGAAUGAAUGGUAUUAACCCCCUAUGUUUUACAAGCUGUUUGCAUGUGAUAAAUGUUGAUUCUGCACGCCGUGUUUCAUUUUGAAUUUAAGAGCCAUCCAACACUGCCACCUUGGCGGUCACCUAAGCUAGCUAUUGGACACACCUUUGGUCUCUUCCGUCAUUGACAGGUUCAUGUCUGUUGAAAUCACAGACUCUAGUCCUGAUAGUGGCUCCAGCCACCAUCAGGGAUCUAAAUUCUUUUAAUGAAAUUUCCCUCAAAUUGACGUACUAAUGGUGUCUAUUUGGUGUUAUGCCAUUACAUGGUAGAGUCAUUUAGAACAGAUCAGAAUAUCAUUGAUUAUGUGUAACCAAAAAUAGGCUAAUCAUCAAUUAAAUACUGACCUAUUCUGAUUGACCAUGCCACAUCAUGGUAGGCAACAAUAUAUCCUCAUUUCUUCAGCUGUUAAUAUGACUUCUCUGUUUCCUCAUCGCCAGACCAUCAUGUGUUCGCUACUUGGCAGACUAGCCGACAGUGGUAAGUCGUAACUACAGUAAUUAUACAAAUUAUUCAUAACUGUGUUGUUUUGACAGAGGUGAAAGUAUCUGUCAUUUUUUUUCCACUUGUACAAUUUUCACUAUAAUAACAAUAAUAAUCUACCUUGUUGGAUUUGUAAAUAAACCGGAUUUUUAUCUCCAUUCUGA
Ylistrum balloti is the source of this 9420-nucleotide messenger RNA. Its product is annotated as voltage-dependent L-type calcium channel subunit beta-1-like. Gene Ontology annotation, cellular component: voltage-gated calcium channel complex. The transcript has 11 exons. Gene Ontology annotation, biological process: calcium ion transmembrane transport; neuromuscular junction development; regulation of voltage-gated calcium channel activity. Gene Ontology annotation, molecular function: protein binding; high voltage-gated calcium channel activity. Lineage: Eukaryota; Metazoa; Mollusca; Bivalvia; Pectinida; Pectinidae. Bases 351 to 2105 code for a protein of 584 amino acids. The record is from RefSeq and is a predicted model, not a curated record.